AUGGCGCCUUGCUUAUGCACAUUGACUCCAUUACCAUCUCCUUCAACCUCCAUAUCCAAGUUCAUAUUAGAUCAACCUUGCCUUUCAAUCAUACAAACCAAAUGCUCCACCAUUAAAGAUCUUCAAAUAAUCCAUGCCCAAAUCAUCAAGACCGGCUUAAUCAAGGACACCAUUGCCGCCUCUCGUCUCUUGGCCUUUGCAGCCACCUCCCCUGCGGCGGAUAUCAAUUAUGCUCUCAUGCUCUUCGAUCAAAUUCAGAAUCCUAAUCUUUUUAUUUGGAAUACUAUCAUUAGAGGCUUCUCCAGGAGCUCGAACCCUCGCAUGGCAGUAUCUUUGUUUAUUGACAUGUUGAUUCAAUUAUCUGUGGAGCCAGAAAGACGCACUUACCCUUCGGUUUUCAAGGCUUAUGCUGAACUUGGUUUGGCACGAGAUGGAGCUCAGCUUCAUGGUAGAAUUCUGAAACUAGGUUUACAAUUUGAUGUUUAUAUACGUAAUAGCAUUGUACACAUGUAUGCGAAUUGUGGGUGUUUUGGUGAAGCACUUGAACUGUUUAGAGAUGGUGAAGAUAUGGAUGUGGUUGCUUGGAAUUCAAUGAUCUUAUCUCUUGCUAAAUUUGGGAAAGUAGAAAAUGCACGGGACCUGUUCGAUAAUAUGCCUCAGAGAAGUUCUGUUUCUUGGAACAAUAUGAUAAGUGGGUAUGUAAGGACCGGGAAUUGGGUUGAGGCCUUGAGUUUUUUUAGCAUUAUGCAAGCGGAAAAGAUCAAGCCAAACGAGUUUACGCUUGUGAGUUUGUUAAAUGCUUCUGCGCACUUAGCAGCAUUGAAUCAAGGGGAAUGGAUUCAUGAUUACAUAAAAAAGAACAGAAUCGAGUUGAAUGUGAUUAUGGUUACUGCAAUCAUCAACAUGUAUUGCAAAUGUGGGAGCAUUGAAAAGGCAUGGCAAGUGUUCGAAUCAGCCUCUACAAAAGGAUUGUCGUGUUGGAACUCAAUGAUCAUGGGUCUUGCAAUCCACGGGCGUGAGAAUGAAGCAAUCGAGUUAUUCUCCAGGUUAGAGUCGUCCGAAUUUAAGCCUGAUGAUGUAAGUUUCAUCAGUGUUCUAAUGGCAUGUAGUCACUCUAGAUUGGUCAAAAAAGCCAAAUACUAUUUCUCUUUAAUGACCAAAAAAUACAACAUCAAACCGUCAAUUAAGCACUAUGGUUGCAUCAUAGAUGUGCUAGGAAGAGCAGGGUUACUUAGAGAAGCAGAAAUGGUCAUAAAAAGUAUGCCCAUGAAACCAGAUGCUGUCAUAUGGGGAUCUCUUCUGUCAUCUUGUAGGAGCUAUGGAGACAUAAAAAUGGGAGAAUGGGCUUCAAGGAAUCUGCUUGAUUUGGGUGUGGACGAGAGCUGUGGCCAUGUGCUUUUGUCGAACGUUUAUGCAGGUGAAGGUGAUUUCGAGAUGGCGAUACAAGAGAGGAUGCUAAUGAAAGAAAAAGGGAUAGAAAAGAACCCGGGAUGUAGCUUAAUUGAAGUGAAUGGGGAAGUUCAUGAGUUUCUUGCGGGUGGAAGGUUGCAUCCUCAAGUCCAAGAGAUCCGGUUGUUGUUAGAAAACUUGACCUUGAAAGUACGGGAUAUCAAUUUCCACAACCACGACUUUUGAU
This is a messenger RNA of Cynara cardunculus var. scolymus (artichoke), 1636 nucleotides long. Its product is annotated as pentatricopeptide repeat-containing protein At2g42920, chloroplastic. Gene Ontology annotation, molecular function: protein binding; RNA binding. The coding region runs from base 1 to 1635 and encodes 544 amino acids. Gene Ontology annotation, biological process: RNA modification. Lineage: Eukaryota; Viridiplantae; Streptophyta; Magnoliopsida; Asterales; Asteraceae. The record is from RefSeq and is a predicted model, not a curated record. The transcript has a single exon.